AGCGGUUUCGUGUAACCGUGGACGCAGACCAGGAUCCAUGGGCUCGUUUGCAAUCGGAACGGUAGCAGCUGCAACCACGAGCCUGAUAUUUAUGGUGCUGAUAGCAAGUGGCAAUGCCGCGCUAGCCAGGACGGCGUUCGAGAAGCUCACUGACUACGAUUACCGCGGCACUACCUAUUAUAACGUAAGGAAUCUAUCGUUGUACGAGUGCCAGGGAUGGUGCAGAGAGGAGGCAGAAUGUCAGGCCGCCGCCUUCUCAUUCGUCGUGAAUCCUUUGGCGCCGAUGCAGGAUACUGUCUGCGCGCUGCAAAACGAAACGGCCGCCACAAAUCCGGCUGCACAGCCGCAAAGGGCCGCUAAUAUGUAUUAUAUGACAAAAUUGCAAAUAAGAUCUGAAAAUGUUUGUUUGCGGCCAUGGGCUUUUGAACGCAUUCCAAAUAAGAUGAUUCGCGGGUUGGAUAAUGCAUUAAUUUACACGUCCACGAAAGAAGCUUGUCUCGCAGCAUGCUUAAACGAGCAUCGCUUCACUUGUCGUUCUGUGGAGUAUAAUUACGUAACGCUUCAAUGUCAUCUGAGCGAUUCAGAUCGUCGGACGACAGGUCAAUAUGUUCAAUUUAUCGAUUCGCAGGGAGUGGAUUACUUUGAAAACUUAUGUUUGAAAGGAAAAGAAGCUUGCAAGUCUCAAAGAAUUUUCCAAGUGCCCAGAAUCGGUGUAGCGGACGAUAAAGUUGCGCAAUAUGCGGGUCUACAUUAUUACACCGACAAAGAACUACAAGUUCAAAGCGAGUCUGCUUGCAGAUUAGCCUGCGAAAUUGAGAAUGAGUUCCUUUGCAGAUCCUUCCUUUAUCGCGGUGCUCCUCAAGGAACAGCUUAUAAUUGCCAACUUUUCCAUUUGGACCAUUGGACUCUCCCGGAUGGACCUUCGACGUAUCUCAAUGCAGAGAGGCCUCUGAUCGAUAAUGGAGAACGAGUUGGUACUUACUUCGAGAAUUUCUGCGAAAAGAGUACUGGGCCGUUAGCGGAUCCGCUACCGGUUGUCUUUGAAACAACAGAAGAUUCUACAAUAAAUAAUCUCACCAGAAAUGACAUUAAUUGUGAUAAAACUGGAACAUGUUACGAUGUGUCGGUUGAUUGUAAAGAUACUCGUAUUGCCGUUCAAGUCCGUACGAAUAAACCUUUCAAUGGACGUAUUUAUGCUCUCGGACGAUCUGAAACUUGCAAUAUUGACGUUAUCAAUAGUGAUCUUUUCAGGCUCGAUCUUACGAUGAGCGGACAAGAUUGUAACACUCAAAGUGUACGUGACGGUUUUCAGACUGGAAUUUAUUCAAAUACGGUUGUACUGCAACACCAUUCCGUGGUAAUGACGAAGGCUGACAAAAUCUACAAAGUUAAAUGUACAUAUGACAUGUCCUCGAAGAAUAUUACCUUCGGCAUGAUGCCGAUUAGAGAUCCGGAGAUGAUCAGUAUCACUAGCGCACCGGAAGCACCGCCACCGAGGAUUCGCAUUCUCGAUAGUCGAUCGCGAGAAGUUGAAACUGUACGCAUUGGUGACAAAUUGACUUUCAGAAUCGAAAUUCCGGAGGACACUCCAUACGGCAUUUUUGCUCGCAGUUGCGUAGCUAUGGCAAAGGAUUCGAAAAGCACGUUUCAAAUUAUCGACGACGAAGGAUGUCCCGUCGAUCCUUCUAUUUUUCCCAGUUUCACCCCCGACGGUAACGCUUUGCAAUCUGUGUAUGAGGCUUUUAGAUUUACCGAAUCAUACGGCGUAAUUUUCCAAUGUAAUGUGAAGUAUUGUCUGGGACCUUGCGAACCGGCCGUUUGUGAAUGGGGACGUGAAUCCGUGGAAUCAUGGGGCAAGAGACGUAGAAGAAGCCUUGCAAACUCGACUGAGGAAAAAGGCGAAGACAUGACUUUGUCCCAAGAAAUCUUAGUGCUCGAUUUUGGUGAUGAAAAACAGUCUGAAUUCCUAAAGAGUGAUGCCAGCAUAGAUUUCAAUGAAGCAGACAAAACAGUGACUAUUGUGGAGCCAUGUCCAACGAAAACUUCGGUGCUAGCGCUUGGGGUGACGUGUGCUCUUUUAGUGCUCCUUUAUAUUUCCACGAUCUUUUGUUAUUACAUGAAGAAAUGGCUGACACCUCGCAAAAUGAUACCUUAAAAGACACAAAGGUUUUGUCCGCAAAACGCAUUUAAAAAGUAAACGAAGAAAACGAUCACAAAGAGUACGAGAGUUCAUACAUACAUUCACACACGCAUAUUCAUAUCGUAAGUUAUCAAAAAAUUCAUACUUAGCGAUACUCAUUUGCCCUUCAUUCUUAUAAUAUGUUCAUUUUCAUUAUAUUUGCAACGAAUAAAAUAUGCAUAAGAGGGUAGAAGGUAAAAAAAAAAAUCACCAUUUAAAGGGCACAAUCGUACUAUCAUAAUGCGCAUCAGAAUUGCAGUUUAAUGCAUUAAAUAUUCUACGCAACAUGUUGUCAAGGAUUGUUAUGUAAUGUGAACACUGAUUUUAUCGAUAGUACGGAUGCAUUAUGUCUAAAAAAAAAUAAUUGUGCUCGUUAGUAUAAAUUGACGUUUCCGAAAAAUUGGAAAUAUUUAAAAAUAGAUUGUUUUAUGCGUAAAACUAAGUUUACACAUACAUUAAAAAUUAUUGACACUCGACGAAGAUCACAAAGAUCUCUUGUAUUAUACGUUGAAGACAAAUAUCUACAUAUAAUCAAGAUCGACAACGAAGAUGGUGCCUCGUUAAACUGAAGUAAUAUUCGUACAAGUGUAGCAAGGAAUAAAUUAUGAGUAUCGUAAUUUUCAUGAAGGUGGCGUGUUUCAUAAUGAUAAACGUAAAUUAUAAACGUGUAAUUUAUAAUAGCAAUAUUUUCGUUGGAUAAUACUUGAGACAUAUUUUAUCUAUUUUGCAAUAUUUUAUCUAUUUUGUGGCUGCAAAUACUUAACAACUUAUACUCUUGGUCACUGAAUUGUAUUGAAAUAUUGUUGAAAUAGCAAAUAAUUUUGAUGAUAUAAUUAAAUUUUACGUAUGAGGAAAGCAUUGCUAUAUCAGCAACUACAAUUAAAAUUUGAAUGAAAUUUAUGCAUGCUAAACUUUGGAGGCAUUAUUGCAAUGUUGGCGAUCAACUUUUUUGUGCGCGCGUGCGCGUAUUCAUAUACAUGCAUAUUUCGCGGAGCACACUCGCGACUAAAGCCACCUUGAAAAUGCAAUGAGUAUAGACUUUAUUUAAGAGUAUUCUUAGAAACAGCUAACUAUCUUCUAGUAGCUACUUCUGAUCGGGUUGCAAGGAGAAAGGAACGAGCGAACGAAUUUAUUUUUCGUGUUGCUCGAGAUGAAAUUUCCGGUAUCUUUUGAAUGGUUGAUGUAGCUUUGGUUACUGUUUGCAGUAUAAGGAAAUCAAUUUGUAACCCGCAUCAAGACUAGCGGUAUUUAAAGGUUCACGCUUCACUAACGUUUUUAAUGAUAUAAAUAGCAUUAAGAUAGUGAUAGUGAACAUGUAAGCAUAGAUACAAGAAAAGAAAAGAGAAAGAAUGCGAGAAGAUUUUUUUUUUCCGGAUUUAGCGGAUUCUCGAAGUGGUUCAUACUUUACUCAUACAUUUUUAAAUAAAUUUAUAAAGAAAAAACUACAAAUGAAUUAUAUUCGCAUAUAUAAUAUAAAUUUUCCAUUUUCAAUAACAAUAUCGAAGCGAUUAAUUGCGAUGUUAAAAUUAGCUGCAAUAAUAACGACAAUAGUAAUCAAACUGAGAAAAAUGUUUUAAAGUACCAACUUCUUGCGAGAAACCCUGUUGAGAUUCACAAGCAAGAGUAUCUCUAUUUGUGAAACUCAUACUGGUAUUGGAAAUAAAAAAUACUCAAGCAUUCGGUUACUUAAAUGUGAAUUGUCUUCUGCGUGUUUAUGACUGAAGCUUGAGAGCUCUCAAAAUUUUAAUCAUACAUGUUUAAAGUGUUAAACAAGAAAUACUGGAGGUAUAACGUAAAUACUAUCGGCAGCAUGAGUAACCGAGUGAAAUUCAUUAAGGACAAUCAUAUUUUCUUAGUUUAUCAACUUUAUUCUUUUAAUAAACUCACUAUUCUGCGCUAAAUAUUUUUUUCUGAUUUUAAUUUUUCAGACAUUAUUAUGAACGAACAUUAUGCAACUAUCUAUUUUGAAAAUAAAAUUUCUAUAUCAUAUUGAAAAUAAAUAUAGACAUCAUCAUGCGUUGAAUUAAUUUACGAGAUAAAUGUCGAAAUGAGAGAAAUCACUCAUGACAGCAGGAGUAAAAAUAUUUAAUUUGAAAAAGUUGACUCCAGAAGAGUGGACUUUAAAAUUGCUUCAUUUCCGUCACUAUUAAUUAUUAAAUAAUGGAUGAUAUAUGUAUUUGUUUAUUUGAAAUAUUAUGACGACGUAUUAAUUUGAUACGACAAGCGAUUCUUCCUGCGAUAGAGACGUUACGUAAUGAUUCAUAAACAGUAUAAAUUGGAUUGACUAAAUUAAACCUUCCGGUUAAGGUGCUUGCUGUAAAGGGGUCACACUUUCAAAAAUAAAGUAUUAUUUAAAUUUAAAAGAACGAUAGAGGAUUAAGAAGAUAUCAGCUAAUAACUUCAUUAAGACUUUAUUUUAUGAAAUCUAGAUAUAUAUUUCAUAAAAUUUACUUUUAAAUCUACAUAUUAAUGAAGCUAUCAGCUAAUAAAAAAAUAUUUAUGUUGUAUUAAAACAGUGCUAAGUCAUCUAAAAAUAUUACGAAAGGUGUGAUCCUUUGCGGUUUAUAAAACAGUUUACAAAAUGUAUAUAUUAUUAAGACAGACUGCAAUAGACAUUCAGAGAUAAAGACACAUACGCAUCAAUUAUGCAUCAAUUACAUAUAUUUGUACCCUAUUUAUAUACAUGAAUGUUUCAGUAAAUAAACUCAAAUCAGUUUUGUCA
This is a messenger RNA of Linepithema humile (Argentine ant), 4901 nucleotides long. NCBI's taxonomy places the organism in Eukaryota, Metazoa, Arthropoda, Insecta, Hymenoptera, Formicidae. The record is from RefSeq and is a predicted model, not a curated record.